This is a messenger RNA of Pollicipes pollicipes, 575 nucleotides long. Its product is annotated as glycine-rich cell wall structural protein. Lineage: Eukaryota; Metazoa; Arthropoda; Thecostraca; Pollicipedomorpha; Pollicipedidae. The transcript has 2 exons. The record is from RefSeq and is a predicted model, not a curated record. Bases 13 to 393 code for a protein of 126 amino acids.
ACAUCCACCGCCAUGAAGCUGGUGAUUCUGUCCUGCCUGGUGGCUGUCGCUGUUGCCGGCGGCUUUGGCUACGGCCCCAGAGGUCGUGGCUUUGGCUUCGGCGGCCUUGGUGGAUACGGCGGCUACGGCGGCUAUGGCGGCUACGGAGGAUACAGCGGCUAUGGCGGCUACAAGGGAUACGGCGGUUACGGCGGCCGCGGUCUUUACAAAUACGGCGGUUACGGCGGAUACGGCGGGUACGGCGGUUAUGGCGGCUACGGUGGUUACGGCGGCUACGGUGGUUACGGCGGCUACGGCGGUUACAGCGGAUACGGUGGUUAUGGCGGCUACGGCGGUUACGGUGGUUAUGGCGGCUACGGCGGUUACCACGGUUACAGCUAUAAAGGCUACUGAGGAUAUGGCCGGCACUAAAGCAAGGGCCAAAAAUGUGGCCUUUACUUCAACGUGACACAGAUGUUAUAAUUGUCUUCAGACCAAGCUCUUCAUGAAUAGGAUGCAUGCUUAUAUACACAUAAGCCAGCCCGUAAAGUGUGCAUAUGUGUAUGGCUGUAGGUUUGGGCCCUGUGUCGAAUAAA